Esox lucius (northern pike) is the source of this 1629-nucleotide messenger RNA. It is a transcript of the gene ndufs8b, whose product is annotated as NADH:ubiquinone oxidoreductase core subunit S8b. Gene Ontology annotation, biological process: mitochondrial respiratory chain complex I assembly; mitochondrial electron transport, NADH to ubiquinone. Gene Ontology annotation, cellular component: membrane. The transcript has 7 exons. The record is from RefSeq and is a predicted model, not a curated record. Lineage: Eukaryota; Metazoa; Chordata; Actinopteri; Esociformes; Esocidae. Gene Ontology annotation, molecular function: 4 iron, 4 sulfur cluster binding; NADH dehydrogenase activity. The coding region runs from base 128 to 760 and encodes 210 amino acids.
GAACCCCAGCUAAUUCCCAGGCAUCUGCUGAGUUCCUUUGCACUCUGAACCAACCAUCGCAUUGAUUGACUGCUGCCCCUUGUGUUCGGUAUCUCAUGUAGUAGAAGAGAAGUUUGGUUUGGUUGAGAUGUCUGCUGCGUUGCGUUUGCUCCACUGCUCCAGGUCAGGCACGUUUGGGGUCAACAGCCCUGGCUUGGUUCAAUACUUCAGCCACAGUUUGCAAAGGGAGACGUACAAGUAUGUGAAUGCUAAUGAGCUGCCCGUUGAUAUGAAGUCCAUCACAGACAGAGCUGCUCAGACUCUGUUGUGGACCGAGCUCUUCAGAGGAUUGGGCAUGACCAUGAGUUACCUUUUCCGCGAGCCAGCGACCAUCAACUAUCCCUUUGAGAAGGGGCCCCUGUCUCCUCGUUUCCGUGGGGAACAUGCUCUUCGUCGGUACCCUAACGGGGAGGAACGUUGCAUCGCCUGUAAGCUCUGUGAGGCGGUCUGCCCUGCCCAGGCCAUUACCAUUGAGGCCGAGACCCGGGCAGAUGGGAGCAGGAGAACCACUCGCUACGACAUUGACAUGACCAAGUGCAUCUACUGUGGCUUCUGCCAGGAGGCAUGCCCGGUGGACGCCAUUGUGGAGGGUCCAAACUUUGAGUAUGCCACAGAGACCCAUGAGGAGUUGCUCUACAACAAAGAGAAGCUGCUUAACAAUGGAGAUCAGUGGGAGACAGAAAUUGCUGCCAACAUACAGGCAGACUACCUGUAUAGAUAGACCAUCAUAUAGCCUGACUACCUGUAUUGAUAGACCAUCAUAUAGCCUGACUACCUGUAUGGAUAGACCAUCAAAUAGCCUGACUACCUGUAUGGAUAGACCAUCAUAUAGCCUGACUACCUUUAUAGAUUGACCAUCAUAUAGCUUGACUACCUGUAUGGAUAGACCAUCAUAUAGCCUGACUACCUGUAUGGAUAGACCAUCAUAUAGCCUGACUACCUGUAUGGAUAGACCAUCAUAUAGCCUGACUACCUGUAUAGAUAGACCAUCAUAUAGCCUGACUACCUGUAUUGAUAGACCAUCAUAUAGCCUGACUACCUGUAUGGAUAGACCAUCAUAUAGCCUGACUACCUGUAUGGAUAGACCAUCAUAUAGCCUGACUACCUGUAUGGAUAGACCAUCAUAUAGCCUGACUACCUGUAUAGAUAGACCAUCAUAUAGCCUGACUACCUGUAUUGAUAGACCAUCAUAUAGCCUGACUACCUGUAUGGAUAGACCAUCAUAUAGCCUGACUACCUGUAUGGAUAGACCAUCAUAUAGCCUGACUACCUGUAUAGAUAGACCAUCAUAUAGCCUGACUACCUGUAUAGAUAGACCAUCGUAUAACCUGACUUCCUUUAUAUGCAGAACAUCAGAUAAAUAGCAAUUUUAGAGGCUAACCACCAAUACAUUGCAUAACACAAAUACUAACAAAGCAAUAGAUGAAGUUGUCCUAGUGCCAACGGCAAAAAAACACGCACAAAUGUUUAUUUGAAGCGCACACGUCUGCAAAAAUUAAAACAUUUAGUUAAUAAUGGACUUGAUGUAACUGUUUUAAACUUGAAAUGUAUUUAUUAUUUAUGACAAAAAGUAAAUGGAUAAGUUUUGAA